Messenger RNA from Solanum stenotomum, 447 nucleotides. RefSeq lists its product as uncharacterized. Bases 1 to 447 code for a protein of 148 amino acids. The transcript has a single exon. The record is from RefSeq and is a predicted model, not a curated record. Lineage: Eukaryota; Viridiplantae; Streptophyta; Magnoliopsida; Solanales; Solanaceae.
AUGGAAGGACUGAAUAACAUGGUCAAGACAACCAAAUUACGAGGUUGGAUAAAGGGUUUUGAAGUGGCUAGAGAAGCGAUUGACAGUCUGGAAGUGACACAUCUACAAUAUACAGAUGACACACUUAUUUUUUGUGAUGCUGAGGAAGAUCAACUAAAGCACUUAAGACUGAUCUUGGUUCUGUUUGAAGGGGUAACUGGUCUACAUAUCAACUGGAGAAAGAGUUUAAUGUACCCUAUUAAUGUAGUCAACAACAUGAGUUGGUUAGCCACAAUCCUUGGAGGUGAAGUUGUCACUCUGCCAGCUACAUACUUGGGAUUACCUUUAGGAGCCAAAUCUAUGUCCAUAGAUAUAUGGAACAAUGUGAUUGAGCAGUGGGAAAAAAAACUAGCCAGGUGGAAAACACAAUACUUGUCUAUGGGUGGAAGAUUGACACUAAUCAAUUAA